AUGCCGGUCCUCCAAGGUGGCGACUGGUACUAUGUGGAGGGUGAGAAGCCAGGUCCUUUGAAGGAGCCAGAGCAAAAGGCUGAGAACAAGGCAGGGCAUCGUCCCCUCAACUCGUACCAGUUGCCCAAAUGGGUUUAUCACCCUGAGCGGGUGAAUCGAAGGAUUGUCAUCAACAAGGAGGACUAUUUUGGAAUGGCCGCGGAUGGUCUGCGGAACUUCGACCUUUGGAAUGUGGCCCAUGUGGCUGCGUGCCAUGAUGAUUUGAAGCUCUUGUCUUUGGCCACACUGGAGCAGUGCAAAGAGCCUAAUCGGUGGGGAAUGACUCCAAUGCACAUGACUGGAUUGGGCCAACAUCCUUAUGGCCCAUCCUUGUGUGUCUUGUGGGAGCUGAUCCAAAUUGGGGCUGCUGAUCCAGAGGCUCUGAAUUCUGCGGAUCAGAGCCCAUGGCACAUUGCCCAGAGGAUGCAGAAACCUUCACAUCUGAAGAAGUGGGAGAAGGUUGUCUUCAAAGGCACUAAGCCGGAUGAAUACGAAGCCCGGAAGCAGGCGCAGCUGAGACCCCGCGGCAAGUUCGCCAGAGCCCUAGGGCUGGAGCCAGUCCAACGUGAGGAUACUUCGAAGCCUCUUCCAGUUUGCUUAGUAUUCCCAGGUCAAGGCUCACAAUACGUGGGCAUGCUGCAGCAGCAGAAGGACCUUCCAGUCGUGCGGCAGAUGUUGACGAAGGCCAAGGAGAUCUUGGGCUACGACCUGGAGGAUGUCAUAGCUAAGGGACCUGAAGAGAAGUUGGAAGCUCAGGAAGCUCCGGGAGCUCAAGGCCGUCCCAAGAUGAAAGGCGCGGACCACCUCGAAACUGCGCCUUUUCUGCAGAUGGAGCCCAAGACUUGGCCGUCGAAUCAACAGUCGUGGCCGGUCACACAGCCUGAGCCCACUUGGGAUGUCUUCCAUCUUUGGCCAUGUGGAGCUUGCGUGCCCUUUCUUGCGAUGAUCAUAUUUCCUUUUCUUGUGCUCUUCUUCGUGAUCUUUUGCGCUAUGAGUUUGGUCACCGGCAUCUUAUGUUCGGGUCCACUGUCCUUUGGCUGUUGCUGUUUGUAUUCCUGGAGAUUCUCCAAGUCCUGGCAGACGGACCUCUAUCAGAAGGUCAUCUACUUGGCGUACUACUUCGAGAAUCGAGGCUUACCACGCCCACAGGUACAUCCCAAAUUUAUGCCGGUGGACGAUAUGAAGCCCAAAAAGAAACUUGAGAAAGAGUAUCUGGACUACGGCUUGAACAUCCAAGUGCCAAAGGGUGGUGAAGAUCAAUUCUUGAAGGAAUACUACACUCCAAAACUCAUGGAGAAUUUCGUGGAAGAUCGUUUGCACUGGCUACCUAUCAGCAUGCAUUAUGCAAGCUUUGGACCAAAUGAAAACCCAGUGGACUAUGUGAUGAGCCAACUGUCACCAAUUUAUCCAGCCAUCUACCAGGAGUGGAACGACAAACACAGCGACGACGCGCUGACCCGCAUCUGUCUCUAUGGCAUCGGCGCUCAUCGCGUCGAGGUGGAAUGCCAAGAUGGUCAGAAGUUCUAUGUGGUCAGGA
Molecule: messenger RNA, 1576 nt
Organism: Cladocopium goreaui
Lineage: Eukaryota; Dinophyceae; Suessiales; Symbiodiniaceae
Source: the annotation of a GenBank genome assembly